AGCUGUUUGCGGCUCCGUUGAGGGGGGUUGAACGCUGGGGCGUUGACUUUCCUGCUCUUGCCCAUGCGUAGUGUGUUGCCAUGUCCUUUGCUUCGAGCUUAACAAAGAUUGUCGCUGAAAAAAGGGAAGAACAGAAAGCCAGAGAGAAAUUGGCAGCCAAGUGGAAGGCUCAUGAAGAGAAGCUUCUGGAGUCCCUCAUUGACACUUUCAAGAAAAAGUGCAUGAGAGAGGCAGAGUUGGAGCGCUGCGACGCAUCCAUUAGUUUUGCCUCACUGGUCCGUGAGAUUCCAGAGUUUCCUACUCAUGUCAUUGUGGACUCCCAGCAUCUUGUAGAGAAUUGGGGUGAUGGAGCGGCUUCCUGGUGGUACUAUGCGCACCGUGGCGUCACCCAGGAGUUCAUCAGUGGCAGCCCGGUCUCCUUCGCAGAGCUCCUUGAGUCGAUGAUGCCCAAGUUCCUGGAGUCUGCACAGGAGCUUGGCUUUCAGAGCUGCAAAAGAGAACCUGGCACGUGGAAGGUGGUAGCUUCGUGGAAGCCUCCUGAUGGACGGUAAGCGAUGGCUGGCGCACUGCCGUAGAAGCAAGAAUAAUGAGAAUCCCAAGUUUUGCUGUAUAAACCUUCAUGAGAGACUAAGAAUCCACCUUGUAGAAGAAUUGAC
Messenger RNA from Durusdinium trenchii, 656 nucleotides. The record is from the annotation of a GenBank genome assembly. NCBI's taxonomy places the organism in Eukaryota, Dinophyceae, Suessiales, Symbiodiniaceae.